This is a messenger RNA of Cheilinus undulatus (humphead wrasse), 3277 nucleotides long. It is a transcript of the gene trim62.1, whose product is annotated as tripartite motif containing 62, tandem duplicate 1. Gene Ontology annotation, molecular function: zinc ion binding; protein binding. NCBI's taxonomy places the organism in Eukaryota, Metazoa, Chordata, Actinopteri, Labriformes, Labridae. Gene Ontology annotation, biological process: positive regulation of canonical NF-kappaB signal transduction; innate immune response. The transcript is spliced from 6 exons. Bases 169 to 1596 code for a protein of 475 amino acids. The record is from RefSeq and is a predicted model, not a curated record.
GCUGAUGUCGCCAAGCUCAACCUGACAGCCAACAAAAAGGGAAAAAAGACAUCUGAAGAUACUGGCACCUCCCACAUGGCAGUGAACCGCUCACUUCAGUAUUAAACUAAGUGCACUCCACACCAGAGCAUUGCCCUCUUAGAUGCCGCUCAGUCUCCGUCUCUGCAAAUGGCUUGCUGUCUGAAGGACGAGCUCCUCUGUUCCAUCUGCCUCAGCAUCUACCAAGAUCCCGUCAGCUUUGGCUGUGAGCACUACUUCUGCAGGAAGUGUAUCACCGAGCACUGGAGCAGACAGGAGCCUCACGGAACAAGAGACUGUCCUGAGUGCCGCCGGACCUUCGCUGACCCUCUCCUUUCACCCAGUCUCAAGUUAUCCAACAUUGUGGAGCGCUACUCAGCCUUCCCGCUGGACGCCAUCCUCAACGCUCAGCGGAGCUCCUACCCCUGCAAGGACCACGAGAAGGUCAAGCUGUUCUGCCUCACUGAUAAAAGUCUGGUGUGCUUCUUCUGCGACGAGCCGGCGCUACACGAGCAGCACCAAGUAACCACUAUCGACGAGGCGUACGAGGAAAUACAGAGGGAGAUGAAGGAGCAGCUGGCCACCCUGCAGGACAGUGAGAAGGGACACACUGAGGCCCUGCAGCUCCUGCAGAGACAGCUUACUGAGACCAAGUCCUCUGCCAAGAGUCUGCGUGCAACCAUCGGCGAUGCAUUCGAGCGCCUUCACCGCUUCCUACGUGAGCGUCAGAAGAGCAUGCUGGAGGAGCUGGAGAUGGACACAGCCCGCAAGCUGGCCGACAUCGAGCAUAAGAUCCAGCGCUACAGCCAGCAGCUGCGCGAUGUCAAGGAGGGCAUCCAGAUCCUGCAGGAGCGCCUCAACGAGACAGGAAGACAUGACUUCCUGGAGGGAGUGGCAGUCACGUCUGAGAGGAUUAAAGGGAAGAUACAUGAGACCAAUCUGACGUAUGAGGACUUCCCGACAUCCAAGUAUAUGGGGCCCUUACAGUACACGAUAUGGAAGCUGCUUUUCCAGGACAUCUCGCCAGUCCCAGCAGCAUUGACCCUUGACCCCAUCACAGCCCACCAAAGACUGAUCCUCUCGGACGACUGUACCAUAGUGGCCUAUGGGAAUCUCCAUCCGCAGCCGCUGCAGGACUCCCCGCGCCGCUUUGACGUUGAGGUUUCUGUCCUAGGUGCAGAGGGCUUUGUGUCGGGCGUGCACUACUGGGAGGUGAUGGUGUCUGAGAAGACCCAGUGGAUGAUUGGGGUAGCUAAUGAGACUGUCAACCGCAAGGGCAGCAUCCAGAUCCAGCCCAGCCGUGGCUUCUACUGCAUCGUCAUGCAUGACGGAAACCAGUACAGCGCCUGCACCGAGCCCUGGACCCGCCUGAACGUUAAGAGCAAGCUGGAGAAGGUGGGGGUCUACCUAGACUACCCCAGAGGUCUGCUCAUCUUCUACAAUGCAGACGACAUGUCCUGGCUCUACACCUACAGGGAGAAAUUCCCUGCCAAGCUCUUCCCCUACUUCAGCCCAGGUCAGAGCCACGCCAACGGCAAGAACGUGCAGCCUCUGAGGAUCAAUACUGUACGCCUUUAAGAGCUACGUACAUCUGUGGUCGUGGAUGCCCUGACAGAUGAUAUGAUGGCGAAUUCAGAUGACUCAUUAAGAUGUUCAACAAAUUAAUUUAAAAAAUGCUUAAAGAGAUAGCUUUGAUUUUGUUGUUGGGAUGUAUGAGGUAUUUAUAAUUAGACAGUGUAAUAUCUGCACUGGAUGAUGGUCAGCAUGCUUUACUUCUCUCUGGACAUGGCUGUAGAAAAACACUAUCAACGGCACUCUAACAACAGCUCAGUUUGUCCCUGCUGUGCUUAGGCGUGAUUGUCUCCCCUCCCCAGUACCCUGCUACAGACAAAAUGAUGGUAAUUUUACUCUUUAUUUUACUUUUUUGAACAUUUUGGCCAGAUAUGGCCUUCUAAUAGUCUGUCAUUACUAGGGCAGAUGGCCUAGCAUAUAGGUUGCGCCCCAUUUACUGGGGUGACCCGGGUUCAAGUUAAGCCUGUGGCUCUUUUACCACAUCUCACUCAGACUCUAUCCACUUGCCUCCUCUCUAUAAAAGGCAUAAAAAAAUCCAAAACAUAUCUAGUACCAUGUCCUUAUAUGAAAUCAUUGUCUAGUGGAGCAGUCACAUCAAUUUGACCUCAUGUUCACUUUGUGCAUCCGUCCCAGGGAAGUGAACCGUUCUUGAACACUGUACAGAGUAGGGAUGCUUGAAAAUUAGCCAGUGAAAUGAUUGAAUUUGGAUUCCUUUGUAGUUGACUCCUUAAUAAUGAGUUGGAUAAACUAGCUUUUUUAUCAGUUCAGACCCGUAAUCCUGGUCAAAUGUUCAAUCUGAACCGUAGUGCUGGGGCACAGAUGUCCUGGUGGUUACAUUCUGCCUCAUGUACUCAGGCGGCCUGGGUUCCCAUCCGGUCUGUGGCUCUUUUACCACCACUCUCGUCCCUGUUUCUGGUUGUAAUCACUGUCCAAUCUCUCAAAUAAAGACAAAAAUGCCCAAAAAAUAAAUUAACUGUAAUGCAGCUGCCCGUCACUAGUAGCCACUGUAGUUGUUCCUAAUGAUUUCUGCCUUGCUGCCACAAAUCUCUGCAAUCUGCUAACCGACAGCACCAAUAGUACAUCAUAGGACGGCACGGUUUAGCUCUAUUAUGAUUUAGAAAAAGAGAAUAAAGUUGUUUAGAGGCUGUGUCAGGUUAUACUCACAACUGAAGCAUCGAGUGAUGACAUUCAGCUCAGGAAUGUGGACAUUAACCUGCAAAGACGACUGAAGGCGGGCAGCGCUAGCACUGCUAUGAUUAACCAUAUCCUGUAAACCAACUACCAUUGUUACAGCGUGAAGUUUAACAAAAUGUAUUUAGUUGACUUUUGACUAGACAGCUAGAUGACACAGUCAUGAUUUGCAUUUAAUUGUAUGGGAACUGAAAUUUGGGGAUCAAACAAGCACGCGAUGACUGUUUCCAUCACUGUUUUUUUCCAUUUUUCGUUGUUUUCUAUAAAUGCCAACCCCAGCAGCUGUUUAAUUUCCAUGCACUGCAUUAGUAGAAAAAAAGUGCUGCUGUAUGAGAAAACAUAGUGCCAAAAGACAUGAUUGUCCUAGAUCAAUUGCAAAGGGCAAAAAUAAACUUAAAACAAAAGGUAAGGCAAUUUGUGUUUGGUACAGUAUGUCUUUGUUGUAACAGCGCUUCUUUGUAAUAUAUUUUAUACCAUUGGAAAGCCUGUUUAUUAC